This is a messenger RNA of Pogona vitticeps (central bearded dragon), 2690 nucleotides long. It is a transcript of the gene TGM4, whose product is annotated as transglutaminase 4. Gene Ontology annotation, molecular function: protein-glutamine gamma-glutamyltransferase activity. Gene Ontology annotation, biological process: peptide cross-linking. NCBI's taxonomy places the organism in Eukaryota, Metazoa, Chordata, Lepidosauria, Squamata, Agamidae. The record is from RefSeq and is a predicted model, not a curated record.
AGCUAUUUUAUUUCCUGUCAACAACUCCCUCUUGGCAAACACCACCCAGUGGCCACAUACCUUCUGACACCUCAAAGAAUCUAAUAAAAGGAAGACGGCUUGUUCAGCCCAUUCAGAAAAACGGAGUACGAGCCACACGGCUGAUCUUUGCAGAACCAAAGCUGAGGAGGCAAAAUGAGCAAAACAGCUGGGGGUCCUCUGAAGGCUGUUGGCGUUGAUUACCUGAGAGAACAGAACACGUUUCUCCACCAUACCAAUGACUAUGCAAACAGAAGCCUGAUUGUGAGACGUGGGCAAGAGUUUAAGCUGAAGCUGGCUUUUAGCAGGGAGCUGAAUGAGGAUGACAAAGUCCACUUGCAGCUCAGCUUUGGUGAAAAACCAAUGGAAUCCAAAAAAACAUGUUUAUCUUUGAAUGCAAGGUCAGGAGAAAAUGAUCAAAAUUGGCAUGCUAAGAUCUGUCAAACAAAUGGAAAAGAGUGUGUGAUAGCUGUAAGCAGUCCAGCAGAUGCAAUUAUUGGAAAAUACCUUCUUAAGGUAGCAAUGGGAUCCAGCAUUUAUUGUCCUGAGAACAAUUCCAUCUAUGUUUUGUUCAAUCCUUGGUGUAAAGCGGAUUCUGUUUUCAUGGCGGACAAUGAUGAAAGAACUGAGUAUGUGCUAAAUGAUACUGGUUAUAUCUAUGUUGGAUCAACAAAAAACAUACGAGGCAGGCCUUGGAAUUUUGGACAGUUUGAGGAAGACGUUUUGGAUUGCUGCAUGUACCUGCUAGACAAGAGCCAGCUGAAGCUGAAUGCUAGAAAAGAUCCUGUGAUCAUCUCUAGGGUCAUGUCUGCUUUGGUUAAUUCUGAUGAUGAUCGUGGAGUGCUUUUUGCAAGCUGGUCUGGACACUAUCAAGGUGGCACCUCUCCUCUGGCCUGGACGGGAAGUGUCCCAAUUUUGCAGCAAUAUUACAAAACAAAGAAAAGUGUCUUUUAUGGUCAAUGCUGGGUUUUCUCUGGAGUGCUUACCACAGUGAUGCGCAGUCUCGGCAUUCCUGCCAGAAGUGUGACCAAUUUUGCUUCAGCUCAUGAUACAGAAGAGAAUCUUAAAGUUGAUGUUUACUUGAAUGAAAAGGGACAACGAGUGGACUCGCUGACAACAGACUCUGUUUGGAACUUCCAUGUGUGGAAUGAUGUCUGGAUGAAAAGGCCAGAUUUGCCAAAGGGAUUUGAUGGCUGGCAGGCAAUUGAUGCCACACCACAGGAAAGGAGCCAAGGGAUUUACCAGUGCGGCCCUACUCCAAUAAGUGCCAUCAAAAAGGGAGAAGUUUAUCUCCCUUAUGACUCCAAGUUCGUUUUUGCUGAAGUGAAUGCAGACAAGGUCUUUUGGCUUGUGAAGUAUGAGAAUGGGACUGAAAAAUACAUCAAACUACGUGAAGAAACCAAGGUGAUAGGAAAGAGCAUCAGCACCAAAGCAGUUGGAAAGGACACCCGUGAAGAUAUCACCAAUCAAUACAAAUUUCCAGAAGAUACUCCGGAGGAAAGGAAAGCUGUGGAAACUGCUUGCUACUACCUGCAGUCUUGCUGUCUGGGAACUUCAGAAGAUAAAUCUGAGUCCCCCAAGGCUGACUUGAAACUUGGGAUAGAAGGAGAAAAGGCAUUGUGGCCAGGGCAGCCCAUUGACUUUAACAUUGUUGUAAAGAAUGAUUCUAUGGGCUUGUGGACAGUCAAUGUUGCUGCCUCUUGUCAGCUGGAAACUUAUACCGGGAAAGUAGAGGCCAAUCUUGAAAGCAUUAAGCAGACCAUCAACACAGAAGGGAAGCCAGUUAUUGAGAUCCCUGUGAAGAUAGCAGCUGAUGCUUACAUCAAAUCGCUGAUGGCUGUAGAGGAUGAACUUUUGAUCAAAAUUAAUAUUAUUGCUGAGAUUCAAGAAACCAAUGAGAAGCUCACAGAAGAAGUAACUUUAAACUUCCAGUAUCCACCUCUCAGAGUGGAGAUGCCAGAAACUGGGAAGAUUGAUCAAGAUUUUAUCUGUGCCUUUAUUUUUAAGAAUACAUUGUCCAUUCCCUUGGAGAAUUGCAAACUCUAUGUAGAAGGCCUGGGUUUCUUUGUGAUGGAAAUAUUUGACCAAGGGGACCUAGCACCAGGAGGAAUAUUUAAAUGCAAAAUAGUUUGUGCACCAAAAAAGGCUGGUCUGAAGAAGAUUGUGGCCAAGCUGAACUCUACUCAACUAAAAGGGAUAACUGUAGAAAAACUCAUUUCCAUUACUGAAUAGGGUCAUUUCCAAAUAUCAACAGGUGGUGUCAGUAGAGGUGUACGCUGUGAAUGAGCUUUAUUGACACUUGACAUGCUGGCAGCCCUGCUGAGAGAGGCAGAGGCCAAAUUGUCAAGCUAAAACAGUUUAAGUGGCUGAAGUGUUUUGAUUCCUGCUAAUGAAACUUUGAUCAUUCUGAUCUUCUCUUGCUUAUGUAGAGAUUUGACUGCUUGUGGUGACUAAGAAUGUGAUUCAUAAAAUCUGGAAUAGCAUAAUGUGAUGGUACUGGAAAAGAGCUCUGUUUCCCUUUUUGCAACCCCUCUUUGGUUUUGUGUAAUGUCAAUAUAUUUGCCCCUUUGCCAGCUGCUAAUUUUGACUUGAUUUGCAAUGUUUAUCAUUUGUAUGCCUAGCUAGAAUAUAGUAAAUAUAUACAGUAUAUUAUAAAGAUGCAUAUAACCUUU